CUCCAUUUUUUGUGUUUUUCGACUGUGCCCAGGCCAACCACUGCUGGUGGAAGCCUCAGUCGAUUGAGGGGUGAUUUUUUUGUUUCUUCCUUUGCCCAUUCGACGCUGGUGCAGCCUUGCCGUUACCACCACCAUUACCGUCACCACUAAUUGUAACUAGCCUCUUUGUGCCCCGAUCUACCAUUUUAUUUAACUGAUUAGUCCAUCACUUUCAAAGUAUCCUUUUGACUUUUGAGGGACUCAAAUUGCAAAUCCCAUUUUCAGAAGCCAAUUCAGAGUUUUGUUGCAAAAAUCGCAUUAGAUGUCCAUGUAGGAAAUGUAUGAACAUGGAGUGGCAUCGUCAUGUAACUAUGCAAUAUCAUUUAAUAGAAAAAGAUUUUAUGAAUGGGUAUGUACUAUGGCUUGCACAUGAUAGGCAACAAGUGAGAAAGUGACUGUCAUCAAUGGGGUGAAUCCUCUAGUGUAGCUCCCAAUAUUUUCAUUGAAGAAUUAGGUAAUGAUCAAAUUAGAGAGGUGAUUAUGAAUGUAGUGAAUUUGCAUGAUAUAUAAUAUAAUAUGAAUGAACUAGGCAGUGAGGACCGAAUUUUUGAGGAGGUUAGGGGAGAUGUUAAGAAAUUUUUUGAUCCGUAAGUUGCUGACAUGUCACUUUAUGUGGAUGUUAUGAGAGUGCUAUAAUAUUAAAGUGGGUGUUGAAAGAGCACAUUCAUGAUGCAUACAUGAGAUGGGGAUUGGUUGUUGACAUGUCACUUAUAUGUGGACGUGAUGAGAGUGCUAAAAUACUAAAGUGGGUGUUGAAAGAGCACAGUCAUGAUGCAUACAUGAGAUGGGGAUUGGUUUCCUUUGAGCACAAGGAUGUUUAUUGGCAGGCUUUUUGGGUCCUUUGAUAUCAUUUGAGCUAAAAGGAUGCACUGGCUGAAGGGGAAAGAUGCAGUGCCAACAUUUAUUGAUCAUAGCGCUCAAGAGUUCACUGUAAGAUCAGUGAAUUGUUUCUUUAAUAUUAGUAUAUUUCUUCAUUCAAGCUACAACUAUGAAAAUGAAUUAUUUAAUUUAGCAAAAUAUGUUUUCAUAAUUUAAUAAUUUUCUUUGUUAUUUUAGUUCAAGUUGUGAAGGACAAUCUGUUGGUAAAAAAAUUCUUAGUGCAUUAUUUUAGCUCAAAGUACUUAGUUAAUGACCCAAACAAUUGUUCCCCACCCAUUUUCCAGUCUCUUUUAAGUAUACUCACAAAUUGGUUUGGAGAAAUGGGCAUAAAUCCGGUAUGGAUUAUUAUGUAGCGGAACGAUUUAUCCUUCCAUUGUAGAUCUCCACACUUUUAAUAAUAUUCACUACUGAUAAGGAAAUCCCCACAUACCUCUGUCUUCUUCCAUUGCUAUUGUCGAGUCGAGACUGUUGAUGGGUUUUUUUAUUUUUUGUAUAAAUGUUGAAGCCAAUGAUGAUUGGAUGACAUUUGCAUUGGAGCUAGUUUGGUUAUGUUUUCUUUUCUCUUUUUUCUUUGUCAGUGUAGUUCAUAGAAACAAUGAACCUUGCCUUAAGGAAUUAAUUGAUCAAGUACGGUGUUUGAUAUAUGAGGUUGAGUUAUUUGUUAGAAUCAACACCAAUUAAAUGUACUGUCAACCCUACAAUGUAUUGCAUCUGAACGGAUUUGAAGCCUGGAACUUGUCUUGACCCCAAAUAUAAUUGCCGACACGAC
Molecule: messenger RNA, 1687 nt
Organism: Rubroshorea leprosula
Lineage: Eukaryota; Viridiplantae; Streptophyta; Magnoliopsida; Malvales; Dipterocarpaceae
Source: the annotation of a GenBank genome assembly